CAAACAUUGGACAAAAUUAACCGAGACCCGAAUUUAUUGCCGAAUCUGACGCUCGGGGUGGAAAUCCGAGAUGAAUGUUGGAAUGCCCCCGUGGCCCUGCAGCAAAGUAUCGAACUCAUCAGGGACGCUAUCACGCCGGUGUCUCCGAUAGAUUCUUGUCCUGGCAGCGAAGGGUCCGACUCGACUCUCAACCAGGCGGAUAGCAGGGGGCCCUUGAUUGGGGUGGUGGGACCAGGCUCCAGUUCGGUGGCUCUGCAAGUGCAAAAUUUGCUGCAGCUCUUUCACCUGCCCCAGAUCGGAUAUUCAACGACUUCUAAGGACCUCUCGGACAAAAGUCGAUAUAAUUAUUUCCUGAGAGUUGUCCCUUCCGAUUAUUAUCAGGCGCAAGUUAUUUUGGACAUCGUUAGGUACUUUGGCUGGAAGUACGUUUCUGCUGUUAAUACAGAUGAAAAUUAUGGUCAGUCAGGCAUUCAAGCCUUUCGAGAUCUAGCAGGAGAAGAGGACGUCUGCAUAGCUAGGGAGGAUUCGGUGCUGAGCAAUGCGGCGGAAGAGGUGUUCGAGAAGGUCGUCCUCAACUUGAAACAGGACUCUAACGCUAAUGUGGUCGUCUGUUUUUGUGAGGGUCUGACCGUACGCGGACUACUGAAGGCCACAAGAAGGCUCAACAUGACCAACCACUUUUUAUUCAUUGGAAGUGACGGUUGGGCAGACAGGGGCGAUGUUGUUCAGGACUACGAAGAAGAAGCCUGGGGUGGACUGUCGAUAAGAAUCCAUUCGCCGUACGUUAGUUCCUUCGACAGUUACUAUUGGGCCCUAAAGCCACAAAGCAACACCCGGAAUCCUUGGUUUAAAGAGUUCUGGGAGUCUCGAUUUUCCUGCACGUACUAUUUCGAAGAGAUCUUUUCCUCUUUGGCUAUAAAUUCAUCUUCGAACUAUUCGGAAUCUGACGGCACAGUGGUUAACAAUACGGUGUUUGAGGAACAACUUCAAAAUUUCUGCACCGGUAAGGAAAGCCUGACUGAAAAAUACGGGCAGGAUUCCAAGCUCAGCUUCGUUAUAAAAGCCAUCUACACGUUGGCUCACGCUCUCCACGACAUGCAACAGGACGUGUGCGGCCACGGAUCAGUCGGGAUGUGCGAUAAACUCCUGCCCUUUAAUGGAUCCCUAUUUAAGAACUACCUAAUGAACGUAUCCUUCGUCUACGACGAGGAAAUAAUAGAAUUUGAUGAAAAUGGCGACCCUCCAGGGCGUUAUGAUAUAAUGAAUUAUCAGAAGCUCGAGGACGGGUCAUUCGAUUAUGUGCAAGUCGGUAGCUGGAACAACCGCAGCCUAUUGUGGAACAAUUCGCUCUUAUUACAGCUCGGCCGCAAUGGGAGAACCGUUAAGUCGGUGUGCUCUGAGGAAUGCCCGAAGGGACAAUACAAAAAUGUCCAGCAAGGCGGAAAAGAUAAACGGUGCUGUUGGGUAUGCGUCCCGUGUCCUGCCGGAGAGGUUUUAGAAGAUGACGGCGGGAGCUGCAGGAAGUGUCCUCUAGGCUCUGCUCCCGACGAACAAAAAAUUGGUAAGAUGAUUAGAUCACGAAACAGACAAAUCCUUACAGCCCUCAAACCCCGAACACUAAAGCCGAAGUUUAGUACGCUGCUUUAUGUGCGACGUGUGCCAACUGGUAUUGCUGAAAACGGAAUAAAUAUUAUGUCAGCUUAAAUUCUAGAGGAUUAUAAAAUUACGCUGCUGUUU
Messenger RNA from Anoplophora glabripennis (Asian longhorned beetle), 1737 nucleotides. RefSeq names its product metabotropic glutamate receptor 1. Lineage: Eukaryota; Metazoa; Arthropoda; Insecta; Coleoptera; Cerambycidae. Gene Ontology annotation, biological process: G protein-coupled glutamate receptor signaling pathway; regulation of synaptic transmission, glutamatergic. Gene Ontology annotation, cellular component: postsynaptic density membrane. The record is from RefSeq and is a predicted model, not a curated record. Bases 667 to 1704 code for a protein of 345 amino acids. Gene Ontology annotation, molecular function: adenylate cyclase inhibiting G protein-coupled glutamate receptor activity; G protein-coupled receptor activity involved in regulation of postsynaptic membrane potential. The transcript has 6 exons.